CGUGUGUACGGGUCAUUGGAGGGAGCUGCCUCUCACGUGAUCAGCAUGUUAUCAAUCACUCCUCACAUAUCAUCAGCUGUCAUACUCGAAUGUUAUUGACUGGGGAAAGGGACCUUGAGAGAUUAUGACCAGCGGUCACGUGGGUGUCACGUGGUUAUUGUCAUCCAUUUAUGUGUCGGGGCUGUCAAAUACAACAUUCGUUUAACCACCAGUCACCUGCUUCUGCCAUCAGAUAUGAUGUAUCGGGGGGAGGGUAGGGACAAAUGUGACAUCUGAAGCAGGUGACAGAUCGCGAAAAACAUGCGCUGGGAGGGCCGGCUGUUACACGAGAUGAGUAUUGUCUUCCUCCUUCUCUCCUUCCUUCACCCACACGCACGAACAGGUAGACACAGUGCCGGCAAAUGUCACGGUCAGUAGAGCACAUCCCAACUACUGUGACUUGACUUGUUAACCACUUCUAUACCUUGUGUAGUGUGUAUAGUAAACAAAGUAUCUGGCUUUUGUGAGAUUGACUCUACUCUAUGGUUGGUAUGGAAACACAUUCCUGUGGACAACAUCCUCAUGUUGUUCAAUAUGGUUCGGCUAUGUGGAGUGAGUGUGUGGAAUUGUUGUAGUUGCGAUGUCGUAGAUGAAAAUCAGGGGUGCGCUCUUUUUAAAAAAAUUUUUUUUAAAUAUCAGUAAGAUAGCAAUAAAUGUCAGUAUUGUAAAGUAUACUUUGGAGCAAAGAAGUCCUGUAGUAAAUAAAUCAUCUCUUGAUGUAACCAAGAUCAUCCCGGACUUAAAGCAGACCAAAGUGUGUCACAAAAAAAAAAAAAAAAAUCACAGCAGACCCUGACACCAUGACACACCAUGACACAUCAUCGCUGUUACACGACACUCACAGUUGCGAGCUAUCUCGUGACCCCAUUGUGACCUCCGUAAGUCCCUAGCAAAGUGCGUUUCGUGGUUCCUUUAUUCCGGAGAGAGAGAGAAGGAAUCAAGAUACGGAAGCAGGCGAGUGGACGGACACUGGCUUCACGGGCAGCGCCUCGCUUACACUCUCCCGGUUACGCAAGAGAGACAACUCGGCGCCAGUUCUUCCCCUUCCUCGCCGCACGACUUCUGCCUGCUUGGUUUCCUUGGUUUCCAAGAAGCAGGGGAGAUAACGGGCUCGUCCCCCUCCCCCAAGCGCUAUCAGCGCCACUUUAGAGACAAACACAGAUCGUCAUUGCCUGGCUGUCCGCAAGAUGGCAGCACUCACGGCGCUGGCCGUGGCAUCGCGCUGCUCUCUCCGCCUCUACAUCACCUUCAUCGCUGGCUCUGUCGUCAUCGCCUCUGUCGUCAAUGAAAACGGACUGAAAUGGGGGGCCUUCCAGGGCCACGAUCACGUGCUGGAGGUGGAAUGUUCUGGAGAGACUCUGGCCUCUGACAAGGACCUGCUGUCCAUGGUGCUGUACAGCGCACGAGACAAUAAAGUGUUGGCCACGGUCAACCUCAAGACCAGGGAGUGCGCCACCUCCGACAGAUUCUCGUCCUGCGUCUUUGACGAGCGAGACUCGCACAGGACCCGCCUGAGGGCGCUAGUGCUGGAUAUAGCGGAGGGCGAGACCUGGCCCUUUGGAUGCAACCUGACCACCUUCAAGACUGCUGAUGGAGCCAUCUUCGUCUCCUGGACGGCGGUGGCCGUCAAGUCCAAAACGACAACCACCACCACACAGUCCACGACAACAACGUCGACCACCACCUUACCACCGGAACCGGCCACCCCGCCUCCCCGUGCUUCGGGGGUUAAAAGCAAACUGCAAGAGUUUCAGCUUCCAGUCAGCGUCAUCAUCAUCGGUCUCGUCCUCCUCAUCUUCUUCGCCGCUCUCUGCGUCAUCCUCAUCAUCCUGCAGUGUCGAGGCAGGAGGCGGCGGCGGUCAAGGGCAGCUAACCGCGAGUCGUUGCUGUCGGCCAGGAAUGAGCCCGUUGGAGGGGGUGGGUACCGAACCACCCGCAGCACAACCACUUUCCCUGCCCCGGGCAUGCCACCCGACGGCUCGGGGGGCAACCUGGCCAUGCGCUAUCAAAAGUCGAUUCCAGACACAGGUUACGUCUCGGGCUCCAGUGUGUACUACUCGGAGCCGUAUGGGACGCUGGACGACGAGAUGAAGGAGCGGCUACGCCCCAACCCCCGCAUGUGUCACAUCCCCUACGACAUCAAAGGCGGCCCCCUCGACCCUCACGCUCAGGCGCCCGAGCACUCGGCUUGAUGACGUCACAGCCGCUCGGCCUCACGCUUUUGCCUACGUCAGCGGUUGCCAUGGCUGCCUGCGUGCUUGCAGUUUCUUUGCCUCUUGUGAGAGUCGUGGUAGUGCCAGUCGCUGCCACCCCGAGUGCGUGGCGAGUUUGUGAAUGUGUGUGUGUGUGAUUGUGUGUGAGUUCGAGAGGUAGUGUGUUUGUCGAGGGAUGAGGGAGGGGUCAGUUCACGCAUUUGUACAAGUCGCCAUCUCCCAUGCCUGGUACACCUUUUGCUUUCCAUUGUCGAUGUUUUAAUCAACAAUGCCCACCGUUCUCACUUUACCACCAAAAUGAAAGAAUGAGUCCAGUUGUUUCGCUGUUGAAUGUCCAUUCAAAUAAAAGUAGAAAUGUACCCAAACAUAUUUUUUUUUUCGUUCGCGAGAACCCCAUUGCCCCCUGCUCCCAUUGUAGCCUCAUAACCGCUGAAUUAUUGUUGAGCGCUUUCUGAUGUGAGUGGUUGUACAGAGCAAGGCUGAGUAUUGUUGAGGGCUGCUUCUCUCUAUCGUUCGUAACCCCACCCCACCCGAUUCUCAUCAGACAUGUCACUUGAAGGCUGCUAUUUUUGGGUGUGUUGUCAUCAACAGAUGAUGUUUUCGAAAUGGCAUAUUGGGUUGAUUGUUUGUCCAACGACAGUUUCAAUAAAAGUGACUAGAACAGCGAGCAGACGGUUUAACAAGUGACUAGACCUUGCUGCAUCCAAGGAUCUUUUUUUUCUAGCAUCAUUUUCUUUUCUUUUUUCCCCAUCCAACCCUACCCCCUAAAACUCCCAAAGGAACCCCCCACACAAGCAUUGUCAGUGUAUUUCUGCUUGUGGUCAGGUAGCAGCAACAGAGCUAACAGAGUGCUCUCCUCCUGAUUUUGUCAGUUCAAAGUGAGUACUCAGUGAGUACCUCUCCUACCCAAGACAUUUUUGAGCCCGAGAUAUUUUGGUCAAAAAUAGUUCGUCGCCAUCUUUGGUCGCUAGCACGCGACGUCACAAAGGGGGACAAGAGAUUAAAGGGAGAUAACUGUCCAGCUCUUUUUAUUAAGAAUCCAUUUUAAAAUAGUUCUUUUACUCUUCUUUUAACACAGUAUUUUCAUUUGAAACUAAUUGUUAGUUGUCUUAGACUGUUGUCAGGGCUGUUUGAAGGGUGCACCAUCCCAUACGAUGACCUUAUCGUGGUGUUAGAACUUAGCUGUUUUUGUUGACCUUAAAGCUGUUACGUUGACCUGGUCACCUCCCGCCGACAGUGUGAUCGUUUGUUGGAUUCUGUUGAGACAAUUACUGUGGAUUUGGGCUGAAACCAGUAUGCAUUAUUUACUCAUUUGUACAGUAUAUUGUUACCUAAUUUUAUUGAACGUUCUCACCUGCUUCUUCUGGGUGUCAGCGCGAGAGAAGGCAUUGUGUGAUGGGAACUUUCAGUGCCUGAACCUCUGAUGACGUCACAGAUACACUUUGUAGCGUGUCAAAGGUCGCGACCUUGUCAGGCGGUUUUCCAAUGUUGCCUGUGAAUUUUAUUUCUAAUUCUUUUUGCAUUAUAGAGUGAAUGAGAGUUUGGUUUCAACUGUCGAGAUUAACUGUACCUGAAAGACUGAGACUGUACGUGAGAGACUGAGACACGCCAUUUCAGCCAAAUGUUUCCUCGCUUUAUUCAUCCGAACUUCAUUACAUGUCACCCAUCCAUCCUCAUUCUCAGUCACCAAAGGACGUCGCAAGAACGUUUUGUGAUGUCGCCAAAGGAUACCACGAGAACAGGUCCAAGAUGUUUUUGUGACAAAGACCAAAAACCAAUCAAGCAAGGUCGUCUUCGGCAACUUGUUAUAAAUGUACAUACUUUAUUAUUAAUUGUAUGAUACAACAGUUUGUGUAGUGUAGUCUAUUACAAUGUGUGUAUAUUGAUUAUUAUAGGCAACAGUCGGUCUGUCAUAUAAUAGAGGGUUAAGCUGAUUUGUGUUUUCUGUUCUGGUUUCUGCCACUGUUGAGAAACUACACCACAGAAAUGCUUGUAUUUUCUAUAAAUGUCGUUUGUUGACUUUUUGAAACUCAUUUGCAUUGAGAUUAGUCUUGUCCGCAUUUUUAUCUUUUGGAAAAGAGGUUUGACAUUUGUUCUGAAUCUUGCUACAUGGGAGGCAACUGUAGCACGGAUGUUUUAUGGGGAUAAUCCGCUGGAGUCCUGACAACUUGUUUUGUACACAAGCCUCGCAUGGUCGUAUGGCGUGUUUGCAGGUCUGUCCAGUGUGUGGCGAGCUUACAAUAGUUCGUGUAGCUGGCUACCAAGCACAGGGCCAUGCCAUAGGCUCGGGCCCAAGCUUCCAGGGAAGUAACCCGAAAGGUCAAGUGAUCGGUUGCUAGGGUCGCCAGCAGAGAAAAACUAGACUCCCCGUAUUUUAGGAAUAUGAGUUUUGUUUUUGUUUGUUUUGUGUUAUUUUAUGGGGGUUUGUUUGUUUGUUUUUUGGUUUUCUAACAGAAGGUUUAGAGCUUGAGCGUACACGCGGAUGUUUGUGCUUGGGUUUUUUGUUUGUUUGGUUUUUUUUUUUUUUUUUUUUUUUUUUUUUUUUUUUUUUUUUUUGUUCUUGCCUCAUUAAUAUUUCCUUGUGUCUUGUUUUCGAUUUAUCUUGAGCCAUGGAGCAGAUCACUUUAAAAAGGAAGAGGUGUAAGGAGUUUUAGUACCAUUAUUGUCAUUAGGUGCGAUCUGUAUUUUUAUCGCUCUUAUUCUCACCAUGGGCGCAACUCGCACGGCGUCUCAAAUAAAACAAAAAUAAAAUACUGCUGGUGCUGUUUCAGAUCUCUUCCCCUUCCACCUCUUGUUCAGCUCUGUUUGAUGAGUCCAUUAAUUUUUAAAAGGGUUGGGUGGUGUAACUUUGUAUUAGAGAAAAGUGAUUUGGUAUGGACACCUGUUGAGUUGGAUAUUGUAAACACGUGUUUAUACUCCGAGCUGUGUGUUCAGCAAGUUCGUAGAUUUCAGGGAGAGAAAGAUAUUGAUGUUCACACGGAGAAAAGGCUGUUUCAGGUUGUUCUUCAUGCAUAAGAUGCAUCUGUGCUGACCUCAUUUUUUUGUUGUUACCUUCUCUUCACUGUAAAGUCCGAUGGUCAUUGUAGACAGGUCUGGUCUGUUCUCUCGUCCCACUGGUUGAUUCCGUCUUCUUUCCUUUUUCUAUACCUCCUGCUUGUCUUUCGUCUGGCCUUUCUGUAUUCCAGAUCUUGUCAGUCUAGGCAUCUGAUUGCAGGUGUUGUUCGCUACCUGUACUAGUACAUUUGUUCUUCGUUGUUUUGCUCGCAGAGCAAUCCUAUAUUUCUAGUUUUCCACUGGGAUUCAUUUUUGUCUACUUUGUAUGUUGUAGAGGGUGAAUGGGUCAUUUAAAACCUUGACACUGCCCUGGGAUAGUUUACUAGGUUGUUUUUCAUCUAUAACUGUGAAAAUUCAAACCGGGAAAUUCGAACUAUUCAGACAUACUUUGUCGACUUGUUUCACAAACAAACGCUUUUUUAAUGUCGGCGUUGUACACACUGUAGUCAUAACUGCGAUCAUUGUGUAUGUUGCUGUGUGUCUGUCAUCAGCCCAGUAUUCACAGUCUUACUCAUGUUGCAUCUUCCGUUUCAGAUUUUGUUCUUUUAAAAAAUAUAAUAUUGCAAAAUGUUUAGAAAAUCAGAUGAUUCGUCGUUGUCAAACCCUUGUUUGCUCACGUAGUACGUUCUUUUUAUAUGUAAGGACGGUAGCGUGUAGCCUACAACUGAUUUUUUUUUGUCCUAAACAUUUUGCCAAUUUUUUUCUGUUGACUUAUUUCAGGUUUAUAAACAUAGAUUUUUACAUGUGUUGUUUACAACGAGAGGUAUACAAUAAAUUCAUCGUUUCGUAUUCAUGGCAAGAAUCCACUCUUGGCCCGCCUACGAGUUUCUAUCAAAAUAAUGCAGACACAAAUAUUUAGUGUUUCCGCAAUGUGUUUUUUGAUAUUGUUUUGAAAACUUUCUUUACAAUUCUCACACCAUGUUUAUAAACGGAAUGAAAGUAGUUUUUGCUUUUUUUCUCGUUGUUUAGUUUUAAUUUAUUCUUAUAUCUUCAUAUGUGCAAUUUAGGAAGCUUGUGGAUACCUUUGUGCAUAAUUUGAAAGAGUCGUUCUGGCCAAUGACGACAAUUUUUUUAGAUUUUUGUUCUAUUAACAAGAAAAAGCAUUUGUACCUGAUGUCCCCUCAGUGGUGGUGUUGCUUGUGUCGAGAUGUGCAUUACUACUAACUCCUCUCGUCUUGACUGUAUUUUAUUGCGGGAUGCCAUAAUACUGACUUGCUCAUUUUCUUUUGUUGUAAGCAGCGUGAGAUGUUGUACUGAUCGUGGCAGACAGGGAACACAAGCGCCACCACCCAUAGUAGCUGAGAGUACCUAGUCCUUUUCUUUCCGUACAUAGCAAUAUCGGAGUUCUCGUUACACCAUCUUUAACGGCUUUCAUAGCAAGAAUUAGCUCAUUGGAAGUGAAAUCACAACAAUUAGUCCUUGUCACAUUCAAUUAUGAAACUUGCAGCUCUCGUGGGUCUAGUCGUGAAGGUGUAGCAGCUACGAGUCUCCAUGUCCUGCCUGAGUGGAAUGAGUCGUUGAUAACCCAAUGUUUUUGAUGGCGUCUUGUGCUUCGGCUUGUCUUCACACUCGUCUUGUACCGUUUCCACUUUCUGGACCAUUAAAUCUGAUUUUGUAA
Pomacea canaliculata is the source of this 6924-nucleotide messenger RNA. RefSeq lists its product as uncharacterized. Lineage: Eukaryota; Metazoa; Mollusca; Gastropoda; Architaenioglossa; Ampullariidae. The transcript has 7 exons. Bases 1227 to 2231 code for a protein of 334 amino acids. The record is from RefSeq and is a predicted model, not a curated record.